AAAGUUGCUGGGGCCCACUGCAGUCGGGAACGGCGACGACCCUUUUUCCUUCCUUUUAUAAGCUUUCCCCUUUCUGUUAACGCCGCAACAAACCAACAGAAUCAGAAAGUCUCAGUCAUUUGGAAAGCGACGAAUCAACCAGCCAGAAAGGAAGCCAUCGCCAUUUCCCCUCUCUUCUUCUUCUUCUUCUUCUUCUUCUUCUUCUUCUUCCUCUGUUCUCUCCGCUUCGGAAGAUCGAAAUUCUUCGGCGGGAAGCCUAUUCAGAGAAGUUCUUGCUACCAUGCUGACUACCGCUGUUCCCAUUCACGCGCCGCCGGUGCUCUUGGCCUCUCCAGCCUCCUCCAGAAGCAUUCGCAAGCUCUCCACUAUCACCGCUUCUUGGAGAAUGUCGAUGAAUUCUGGGUCUUUCCAGACCAAGAAGAGGGAAGAGCUUUCUUUUCACGUAGAUCACCCUGCAGCUUUUGAUCCAAAAGGGGAUGACACGCCCAAGCUGCCUGAUCUGCGCUUUGAUCGCCUGCAGUUACCCGAGGAGGAUUUGGUGAACAUUAGCAAGAUGGAGUUCGGGCAAUUCGUUGCUAGAGGAGCUUUAAUUGAUGAAGAAUUCUGGACAGCAGCCUGGCUGCGAGCAGAAAGCCACUGGGAGAAUCGAGAUAAAGACAGGUUUUCUCAGAGUCUGAAGAUGAAAUAUGCGAAUGAGGAGUUCAAGGCCAUUAGAAACCGAUUAAUUGGUCCAGUUGGCCAACAACCUAAGUGCAUAAUCACACUGAGAAAGCAAGGUGGGAUGGUGAAACCCACAGUACUGAAGAGUGUGGUUGGGACUCUAGACUUGAGCAUCCGCCGGUUUUUUCCUGGAGAGAUCUUCCCUGGGGUUAUUGGAAGGGAUGCUCAGUCUCACUUCCGCGACAUCCACGGAGGAUGGGAUGACAGAUACGGUUACGUCUCCAACUUGGUGGUCGCGAAGUUUGCUCGUCGUCAUGGGAUAGCGACUAACAUGAUGCGGUUUGCAAUUGAAACGGCCAAGUCUUAUGGUGUGAAACUUUUGUACGUUCAUGUGGAUAGAAACAACAAACCUGCACUGCAGCUCUUUGAGAAGAUGGGAUUUGAGAUGAUUGAACAGGCAAGUGAAGGGCUGGUGGAAGACAACACUUACCUCCUACGUUGCAGUUUGUAAAGAUGAUUACAGAUUUGGUGAUACAGGAAAGGUGUUCAGUGUACAGAGCAGAGAACCAGCACCGCAUAGGCCAGAGUUUAUUACUAGUUUUGACAGGAGUUUGAUCUGACAAUAUGUGUACAGCCUUAGAUUUGGAAAUUCAGCACCAACCUCCGCGCGCGCAAGCAUAGGCCAGAGUUUAUUACCAGUUUUGAGAGCGAAGCAUACUGAUACCAUGUAUCGAUCUAUUACAGUUUCAGAACAGCAUUUCGUAAAUAUAGCUGUUGUUCUUUACUUGCUUGCUACAGUGGCUUCAGUUUUGUACAAAUACAUGCUGUCUCAUUCGUCUUAAAAAAGAACCCCAUAUCACUAAAGGGUUCAUAAAGCUCCAAUCUCCUUCAUUAAUAGUAUUUGGUAAUGUGGACAAAAUAAAUUUGGGUCGUCUAGUCUGUUGAAAUUCUGUGAAAUAAAACUUUGAUACUCAGUGGAUUGCAAUGCAGAGUAUCAAACCCAAUAGCAAUAGGGACUUGAUUCAUCCGAAUCAUUUUGAUAAUUCAAUAUUUAUCCUUAUAUAUGAGGGAUGGUUGUAAACAAAACCAACCCUUCGAUGUCUCCAAUAAGUAUAACCCUUCCAUUUAAUCAUGUGCCAUGAUAGUCUGGAUUUAUCUCUUUGCGACUGCUCACCUCCAAAGGAAAUCAAUUCCACUAUUCAACCCUAACCCUCAUCCCCAAAUACUUUUUGGCUCUCACAUGAAACAAUUUAGGUCGUUAUCUUGCUACAAUGUUAUUUAUAGAUGCAUAACCGAGAUAAUAGCACCUAAUUUGUCUAGAUUCCAACCUAACAACAUAAGUAACAUUCAAUGGCCUCCACUCCUCUUUUUUUGUCUAGUUUGAUUGGGGUUGGUCUGGUCUAUUUGGAAUAAGAGAAACAAUAGAAUCUUUAGAGAAUGUGACAUUUCAGAGGUUACACUUAUGUACAAAAUUGUUCAUUGAGUCGGGGGUUGAGGCUUAGAGCUUUUGGUAAGUGUACAGUCAGCGAGUAUGGUGAUUGGGUUAGGAAAUUUAGCUCGCGAGAGAGUUGAGGUUCAUAUCACUAUUGGUUUGGUAUCGUACCUCCUAAUCUUCUUAGACAGUGGCGGACCCAGAAAUUUUUCAUAGGGGUGCCCAAUACAAAACUCGUGGUAGUAACAUUGGGAAACGAUUGUGGAGAACAACUUAGGAUUCCGCCGGCAAUAUUUCAAGAUGGGCUGCAAAAUGGUGGGCAAAUGUGAUGAUUUGUGUUCAAGUUAGGAUACCCAUGUGUUUGGGUUCAAUUGUGAUAUCAUUCUCAACAAAAAGGAAAAAAUUACACUAAAGAGGGUGAAACUCGGUCCAGAUACAAAACUCGUGGUAGCGGUAGCGGCUUGGGAAACGAUGAUGGGGAACAACUUAGGAUUCCGCCGACAGUAUUUCGAGAUGGGCUGCAAAAUUAUGGACAAAGGCGAUGAUAUAUGUUCAAGAUAGGAUACCCAUGUGUUUGGGUUACUCAACAAAAAGGAAGAAAAGAAAGAGAGAGAAAAACAUUGAAGAGGAUGAAACUCGGACUCGAUAAAAACUAGUAGUAGCAGCUUUAGAAAACGAUGGUGGGGAACAAAUUAGGAUCCCGCCGACAGUAUUUCGAGAUGACCUCAGACGAAAACCCAGCGAACAAUAACUAAACACAAAGGCGAUGAUUUGUGCAAAAAGCCAUAGACGAAAACCUAGCAAACAAUAACUAAACACAAAGGUUGUAGAAUGGAGAGUGGGAUAAAAGAAGGAUUUGGAACUUCCCCACUUGCACUUGGAGGAGUGUGAGAGCCACUAAUAAUUAGUAACUCAAACUUAGGCUUUUAUAUAUUAAUUAAUUAAUUAAAGGCGAUGAUUAGUGCAAAAAGCCAUAGACGAAAACCUAACAAACAAUAACUAAACACAAAGGUUGUAGAAUGGAGAGUGGGAUAAAAGAAGGACUUGGAA
Linum trigynum is the source of this 3142-nucleotide messenger RNA. The record is from the annotation of a GenBank genome assembly. Lineage: Eukaryota; Viridiplantae; Streptophyta; Magnoliopsida; Malpighiales; Linaceae.